UACUUUUAAUAAUGAAAUUAGCUUCUUUGACACAUCCUUUUGAACAGCCCUUACGUUACAGACAUCGAUGACUGACUGACUACUACUCUUAACAUCAACGUCCUGUAAGGAAAAUUCAUAUAUUCAUUAUUUUUUGGUCUUUUCUCCUUUUUUGAUUAAUUUGAUUUUAUUUACUUUACAUUUCGUUUAAAUGGUGUCUUUGGAGUAUGGGUUUGAACGAGCCAAGCACUUGCUAAAGCGGCCGUUUGUUCGCUACACUUUCAUUGGUCUUCUUUCCUUGUUAUUCGGGUUUUUGUCAUUCAAAUAUGUCUUUCGUAAGUCGCUUAAUCCAGUUGAUGAACUGUAUCAAUGCGCUGUACCUUCCAUGAUCUAUGUCCCUCCCAUGAUUAAUAAAGUGAUUGCCAUUCAAGAAGAAGAGUUUAUUAGACGUCGUGAUAGACUCGCCUCCACUUUAGCUUCCGAGAAUAUUGAUGCCUUCAUCAUGGAACCAACUAUUUCUAUGAAUUACUAUGCCAACAUUUCUUCCAAUGCUUGGGGGUUAUCCGAACGUCCCUUUUUAGGAAUUGUUUUCGCUGAGGAAGAAUCUUCUGGAGCAACUGUGUUUUUCUUGCUUCCAAAAUUUGAACUUCCUCGCGCAAAAGAAUUGGUGGGAGACAAAUUAAACGCAAGGUAUAUUACUUGGGAUGAGGAUGAAAAUCCUUAUCAAGUUUUAUAUGACACCCUUGGACCUUCUAAGCUUAUGAUUGAUGGUACAGUACGACACUUUAUAGCUCAAGGCUUACAGGAAAGUGGAUUUGAAGUUGUGGGUCAAUCUAAAAGUGUAUCCAGUCUUCGUGAAAUUAAAAGCGAUGCUGAAAUUGACAUUAUGUUUCGAGUAAAUAUUGCUACAGUCGCUGUUAUCCGAUCCGUUCAGCCAUGUCUAAAGCCUGGAAUAACAGAACUUGACUUGGCCGAAACCAUCAACAGACUUUUUAUUUAUGGUGGCCUUCCACCUCAAGAUAGCCCAAUUGUUUUGUUUGGGGAACGUGCAGCUAUGCCUCAUGGUACACCUUCCGAGCGUUCAUUGAACAAGAAUGAAUUUGCUUUAAUUGACAUUGGAACUGAACUUUUUGGCUAUCACAGUGACUGUACUAGAACAGUCCUUCCAAAUGAUCAAAAAAUGACUAAAGAGAUGGAGAACAUAUGGAAUCUCGUGUUUGAAGCUCAGACGGCCGGAAUGAACGCUUUGACAUAUUCUAACCAUACUUCAUGUGCAAGUGUUGAUCGUAUUGCAAGAAAUAUUAUCCGUGAAGCUGGCUAUGGCGAAUUUUUUAUUCACCGAUUGGGUCAUGGAUUGGGAUUGGAGGAACACGAAAAUUCAUACUUAAAUUCCGCAAACAAUAACACUUACAUUCAGAAAGGAAAUAUAUUUACUGUUGAGCCAGGAAUUUAUAUUCCCGAUAAGAUUGGGGUACGGAUUGAAGAUGCUGUUCUUGUUUCUGAUUUUCCCGUCCUCUUGACAAACUACAGAGCAAACAGCCCCUAUGAACCAUAAUGAAAACUUUUUACAUAAUUUAUAUAAAUGCAAAAAUAAUAAUAUGAAUCAUGAUUGUCUUUUUGAAUGAA
This is a messenger RNA of Schizosaccharomyces cryophilus OY26, 1605 nucleotides long. RefSeq names its product X-Pro dipeptidase. The record is from RefSeq and is a predicted model, not a curated record. Lineage: Eukaryota; Fungi; Ascomycota; Schizosaccharomycetes; Schizosaccharomycetales; Schizosaccharomycetaceae. The coding region runs from base 191 to 1534 and encodes 447 amino acids. The transcript has a single exon.